AUGUUGUUGAACAUCUGCAAAUCAUGUCAGUACUGUCUCGAGAGUAUGUACUGGACUUGCUGCGAGGAAAGGUUUUGCUUCGACAAGAAAAUCGCUACUUAUAACCUAGAAGAUAAUAAAGUAUAUGCGAAUGGAUACGCCAAUAUGGGUGCCAGUUUAGACAGUGUGGUUACACAGCAACCUAUUAACAAUAAUCAUCUACCACAAGGAGCUGUAAUUGGGAGAGAGAUCAAUGAAUUGCCGCUUCACGCUGAUAAACUUUACGAGGUUUUCUCCAAAUCACUUAUAUUUAGAGAUGAACACGAAUUAAAGAAAGGCAGCUCAAAUUCAUUGGACGAAUUAGAAACUAAAUCUAUGCCAGAAUAUCUUUCAGAUAAACCUAAUAGGACUAAAGUUUACUUUGAGGAUGAAGUUGAUUCACCUGUUACCGACUUUGAAAUUAUGUUCAAAGACGAACUUAUGUCUAAUUACGACAUAUUCAAAAUCGACGAAGAAGAUUCUAAAAGCCAAGACACGGAAGAGGGACUAAUAAUGAAUGUGGCAGUUAAAAAGCAAGACGUUAUCAAACCUAGCACGGUCACAAUUAAAAAUGACCAUAAAAUAACAAAACAAUAUCCAGUAUACGAAUAUGAUCCAAUUUCAGUAGUAGCGUUGCCAUCUUCUUUAUCUUUGCCUCGAGUUGAAAGUGUUAAAGGAAUAUUACGUACAAAUAGCACAAGAGCGUUAGAUAGGACAGAAUCUAAUAAUAAAUUAUCGCGACCUAACUUAAGUAAAAUGGAUAGUUUGAAAAAUAUUGAUCCAAAUAAAAUAAGCAAGGUCUUAGCUCGAGUGCCGCAUCGCAGCGCUUCUUUCCUAAAUUUACCCUCACAUUUGAUUGAAAAGCCGCCUUUGACUAAAUCAAAAUCAACUGUAGGUGUAGCGUUGGGUGAUUACGAACUAAAAUUAAGUUCUUUACCAGAUACGCCUAUAAUAAAAAGUAAUAAUUUGCCCAAAUUUUUCGUAGAUAGCCCCAUGAAUGAAUAUAAAGGGGAAACUAGUUUACAGAGUCUCAAGCAACAGGCUCAAUUGAUAAAUCAGAAUGACUUCAGUAUGCCUAGAUAUUACGGAACAGUUAAAGCAGAAUUAGCAGAAAGUAAAUCUAUGCCAGAUUUAAGAUACCCUACUUCAACGGGUAAAGUCAGUAAGCGUUUAGUUAAAUUGAGAAGUAGACUAAAGCCCUUGGUUAUUAGGAAAAGUUCAGAAGAAAGGUUA
Messenger RNA from Brenthis ino (lesser marbled fritillary), 1251 nucleotides. NCBI's taxonomy places the organism in Eukaryota, Metazoa, Arthropoda, Insecta, Lepidoptera, Nymphalidae. The record is from the annotation of a GenBank genome assembly.